UUCAAAGCGCAAUAUAAUUCAGUGGCAAUCAGAUUUUUUAAAUUCGCUAGUUUGAGGCCUACUUAUUGUAUUCUUGCUGGAAGUAGUGGUACACAUGUCGUAUGUGUUUGUACUAUUCAUCAAAAUGUAAAAUUGAUGUUAGAAGGAUGUAAUUUUCCAAAAUUUGCGAAAAACACCGAUUGGGUUGUAGAAUCUCAGCCAAUUUACAAAAAUUUAUUAAAUAAAUUAGUUUGUAACAAUCCAAAAGAAUCGUGCUUUUCCAGAAUGUGCAAUAGUUGUCCAAAUAAUGAAGAAAUCGCUGAUUAUUUUCGUGUGUCGUUUAAAGAAUCUGAUGUUAAUGAAAUCCAAUAUAAAAUGUGGACAUCAACAGACCGUUGUACUAUUGUGAAUGUUACUUCAGAUUCCGAAGACUUCAUCGAAACUUUAGUGACGCAACUUGAUAAGCUUUUGAAACAUGAUUUUAUUGCGAAAACACAAAGUCAAUUUUUUUCUGAUACAAAACUAAAUUUAAAGAGCGGGGAAUUCGCCGUAGUAUUUGACUUUGCGGAAAAUUAUGCAUUUGUUGUGCAGGAAGCAGCUCAAGGCUUUCAUUGGAAUAAUGAUCAAGCUACUAUAUUUCCAAUGGUGAUUUAUUAUAACGAAAAUGAUACUAUUAAGCAUUUGAGCUUUGUUGGUAUUUCAGAUUGUCUUAAGCACGACACAGUUUUAAUUUAUUUAUUUCAAGAGCAAUUGAUUGCCUUUCUUAAAAAGAAGUUUGCUGUUAUCAAUACGAUUUUUUACUUCUCUGAUGGAGCUCCACAAAAAUUCAAAAACAAGAAAGCAUUUACAAACUUAUGUUAUCAUUAUGCUGACUUCGAAAUCAACGCUGAGUGGCAUUUUUUUGCAACUGCCUAUGGCAAAACACCAUGCGAUGGUUUGCGGGUUCAUUAA
Messenger RNA from Cotesia glomerata, 930 nucleotides. RefSeq lists its product as uncharacterized. The coding region runs from base 136 to 930 and encodes 264 amino acids. Lineage: Eukaryota; Metazoa; Arthropoda; Insecta; Hymenoptera; Braconidae. The record is from RefSeq and is a predicted model, not a curated record. The transcript has 2 exons.